Molecule: messenger RNA, 1476 nt
Organism: Paraphaeosphaeria sporulosa
Lineage: Eukaryota; Fungi; Ascomycota; Dothideomycetes; Pleosporales; Didymosphaeriaceae
Product: ubiquitin-protein ligase-like protein molybdopterin-converting factor
Exons: 2
Coding region: 1-1476 (491 amino acids)
Biological process (GO): cyclic threonylcarbamoyladenosine biosynthetic process
Cellular component (GO): mitochondrial outer membrane
Molecular function (GO): ubiquitin-like modifier activating enzyme activity; tRNA threonylcarbamoyladenosine dehydratase activity
Source: RefSeq, a predicted model, not a curated record
AUGUCUUCGUGGAUAUCUCGGGCCACCGAGAGCCACAAGGCGCAGUUGGUGACCACAGCCGUGGUGUCGGGAGUGGUGGUUGGGAGUGCGAUUCUGGGUCUCCAGAAAGCACGGCGCAUGUACAAAGUCGAGACUCUAAAGGCUUCAAUACCAGACAUUGAUGGCGAGCAUCACGCAGCACGGAAAGGAGACUACGACGAUGGUUGGUCCGCCCCUUCUUCCACACGUCCCCUUCUAACAUCCCCAGACCUCAUCCUCGAGCAGCUCGCCCGAAACCGCGUGUUCCUCACCGACGCCGGCCUCGCCAAGCUCCGCUCCGCCUUCAUCAUCGUAGUGGGCUGCGGCGGCGUCGGCUCCCACGCAACCGCCGCCCUCGCCCGCUCCGGCUGCUCCAACCUCCGCCUCAUCGACUUCGACCAGGUAACCCUCUCCUCGCUCAACCGCCACGCCGUCGCGACCCUGGCCGACGUCGGCACUCCCAAGGUUCACUGUCUCCGCCGCCGCCUCGAGCAAAUCACCCCCUGGACGCACUUCGACUGCCGCAACGAGCUGUUCGGGGAAGCCUCCGCGGCGACGCAACUCGCGCCCGACGCCGAGGGCCAGGCACCCACCUUCGUCAUCGAUGCUAUCGACAACAUCGAGAGCAAAGUCGCACUGCUGGCGUACUGCCACAAGAACGGGCUCCCCGUCAUCUCCUCCAUGGGCGCGGGGUGCAAGUCCGACCCCACGCGCCUCUUCAUCGGCGACAUCUCCGCCUCAACCGACGACCCCUUGUCCAAGUCCACGCGGCGCCGGCUCCGCGCGCUCGGCGUGAAAGACGGCAUUCCCGUCGUCUUCUCCACGGAGCGGCCCGGCCCCGGAAAGGCACAGCUGCUCCCGCUCUCGGACGAUGAGUUCAAAAAGGGCGACGUAGGGGAGCUCGGCGUGCUGCCCGAUUUCCGCGUGCGCAUCUUACCGGUUCUGGGCACUAUGCCUGCUAUCUUCGGGCUCGCGGUGGCGAACCACGUCAUCUGCGCUAUCUCGGGGUAUCCGCAGGAGUACCUCCCGUCCAAGAACAGGGACAGCAUGUACGACGGCAUCCUCGGCGCUUUGCAAGGCUCGGAAGGCCGGAUCGCGAAGGACCUCGGGUUCAACCAGGAGGGUCUGCGCAUCGCCAUCACCAAGGAUGACGUCGGGUACCUCAUCGAAGAGGUGUACAACGGGCGCAGUGUUGUCAGUGGGCUGUCGACGAGGUUGGCAUUGGUCAGGUGGAAGAAGCCUGACAAGGAGAGCUUCAUUGAUCGGAGGACGCCCGGGCAGAACAAUACGUAUCUGGGAAUGAAUGAGGUCGUGUGCAUGACGAAGGAGGAGGCGGCGAAGCAUGAGAAGGAAGUGCUGAGGGGUGGGAAGGAGCCGGGGGAGGUGUGGGAUGGGAAGGUUGUGGAGAGGGUGAGGGGGAAGAUGGAGGAGGAGGGGAGGUAUGAGAGGUUUAGAUAG